Fusarium vanettenii 77-13-4 is the source of this 1665-nucleotide messenger RNA. RefSeq lists its product as uncharacterized. NCBI's taxonomy places the organism in Eukaryota, Fungi, Ascomycota, Sordariomycetes, Hypocreales, Nectriaceae. Gene Ontology annotation, biological process: regulation of DNA-templated transcription. The record is from RefSeq and is a predicted model, not a curated record. Bases 1 to 1665 code for a protein of 554 amino acids. The transcript is spliced from 3 exons. Gene Ontology annotation, molecular function: DNA-binding transcription factor activity, RNA polymerase II-specific; zinc ion binding.
AUGCCUGGACCAGGGUCCCUGUGUGAUCCUUGCGCGCCCUCAGACGGCACAGUCUCGACCGCCAACUGUCUCAUGGCCAGGUCAAAGAGGGGCUGCAUCACCUGCAGAAUCCGUCGUGUAAAAUGCGACGAGACAAAGCCGCAAUGCAAGAGGUGCCAGUCCACGAAGCGUGUCUGUGACGGCUAUCUCUCCGAAGAAAGCUUCAUGCCACGCCGACAGCUUGUUGAAGCCGUCAAACAACUGUCUAUAAUUGGCCCUGUCUCGCGCGCCCUUGCUCAGACCCCUCCAUCCAAGUCAAUAUCGCCAGAUGAUCCAAGUUACUUUACCUUUUUCCGCAGUGUCACUGUCCCCAGUACAUGCAGCUUGUUUCCGUCGAGUUUCUGGCAACAAAGCGUCUUGCAGUUGGCACAUGGCGAACCCGCUAUAUGGCAUGCAGCGAUCGCAUUAGGGGCCCUUCAUCAGAGGACAGAGGCUCCAGCUACAAGCACCAGCAAAGAUAUUGAGGAGCUUUCUACUCGCGCCGUUACGCACUACGGAAAGGCCAUGGCUCUUGCCAAGGACUUGAAUUCGUCUGCAAAAGUCGUCAGCUUGUCGCUUGCCCUUGCAGCCUCUGCAAAUAUGCUUGGACGUUGGGAAGAAAUGCACACCCAUGUCAUGGCCGGCCUUGGGAUAAUUUCUAAAGAUAUCGCGCACGGUAAGAGCCUCGAUAUCCUCGGUGGUUCUCUUAUGAGGGUCGACCUUCAAGCCAUGACCUUUAGUGACUCUGCAUCACCAUAUCCAUACAACGAAUCUACAGCAGCGUUUGAUCUGAACCACUUCCUUGAGAUACCCUCUAUUCCACCAAGCUCUUACGAAGACCUCAGUUCUGAACUCUUCAGUAUAUCCAGAGCCUUCUUUCUACUCGACAGUGGCUUGUUCCACGAGGCGAUGCCGUAUGGUCCUUGGCUCACAAAGGUAGAUGGCUUCAUCAGACGACUGGUCCAGUGGGAGACCAACAUGGCCAUGUACGAAGCUUCAAACACUGAGCCUACGUAUGACGAGAACACUACCAGGCUCUCGCUCCGCCUGUACCAUGUGGCUCUCCGUAUACUUAUUCGAGCAACUGCCUUUGGUCCCGAAACUCGGUACGACUCGUUGCUGGGGUACUUUGAGUACGCGAUCCGGCUCGCAGCAACACUUCACAAGAGAACAAGUGGAAAGAACGCAGUCAGGGUUAGCCUUGAGCCCGGCUUGGUCAUUCCAUUGUUCUUGGUCAUACACCGCUGUCGCCACCACGCGCUGCGACAUGCUACCCUCAAGAUGCUUCUGAAGACCAACAGAGUCGAAGGCAUGUGGAGGAGCGACGCUACUGCCCAAGGCCUCGGCACGAUCGUAGCAGUGGAGGAAGAAUCACUGGGAUCCAUCAAUACCCGAGACUACGUGCCGUCCUUGUUGGAUCCUGCCUCUUUGACUAUCCCCUGGAGUGCUUGGUCCAAACCCUCAUUCAAUCUUCAUGCUAGCGUCAGUUGGGACGAUGUGCCAAUGAUACCAGAAGACAAGCGAGUGAAAGAGGUCUAUGCUGCCACUUCGUAUAACAAGCGACGAGCUGAGCUUCGCCUCUUGAUGUCCCCGAGCAAUGACACGGACUUGCAUGGGCCGAUGAGAGAGCUGACGGUGCACUUUUAG